Messenger RNA from Cottoperca gobio, 5267 nucleotides. RefSeq lists its product as uncharacterized. Lineage: Eukaryota; Metazoa; Chordata; Actinopteri; Perciformes; Bovichtidae. The record is from RefSeq and is a predicted model, not a curated record.
GCAGGACUGUGACAAAUAAUCCAAUCAUUAGUCCACAAACAGCGCUCAUGUCUUGGCUUCAGUCUCUGAGGGAUGAAUUCACUCUCAGACCGUUUGAGAUAGAGCAGACACGCAGUGACAACACUGCCAUGGCAUCCGGACCUCCAGAUGUGAUGGCCAAUCAGGAGCCUGCUGAGGUCGUGGAGGAGUGCUCAGGAAAAAAGAAGUCCAAGUUUCAGACGUUUAAAAAAUUCUUUGCGAGGAAGAAGAGAAAGGAGCCGCCAGCUGCAGGAGCAGACGCGGGACUUAAAGCCAGCCAAUCAACAGACAAUGUCGGCAACACAUCCGAAAAUAACACGCUCACUCGAUCAGAGAAGGAUAAGGGCUCUGGGUCAAAGGUCAGCCUGGGCAGCAAGGCUCUGUCCCAUGACUCUGUCUUCGUUUCGGACUCGUCGGAGGCCAACGAGGCUCUGGGGACAUCUCAGGACAAUAUUCACGGGAAAGUGAAAUCAUUACAGCUCCAGCUGAAGCAGGCCAUCAGACUUGGCUCUCCUCCGUCCCUCAUGUGUGUGAAGAGAACGGACGAUGCUGGAACCGUGUCUGAGGACGACGGCCUGCCCUGUAGUCCACCUGAAUACACCACACUUCACACAGUCAUGAAUCAGGCUCAGAGCAACAGCCACAUCAGUCUGCAGGGAGUAGACAGUGACGAUGACCAGCUGUCCUGUGCUGCCUCCAGCAGAGCGGUGAGCCCUCUGGUGGUCCCGGGGGACUUCAGUCAGCCGGCCAGUCCCUUCGGCUGUCUGGAUAACUCUGCUGCCAAACACAAGCUGGGCCUGAGACACAAAGCCUGCAACAGGAGGAAACAUGUCGCUAGGCUGGAGAUGAAGGCAGAGGGAGACUCUGUGGGGGAGGAGACACUGAACGCCUCCAUAACCGAAGCUUUGGAGGAGCGAGAACAACAGAAGACAGCAGAAGCUGUAAGUGGUGAUGAGCUGAAACCAAAGCUGGAGAGGGAAGAAGAAGAAGAAGAAGAAGACGAAGAGGAGGAGGAGGAGGAGGAGGAGGAGGAGCUGACGUACUCCCUGCUGAGAGACGAGGUGGCGAGGGAGGAGGAUGAGCCUAAAGCAGAACAGGAUGUUUCUCACGGCCCGGACUCUUCCUCUCCUCCCGAGCUGUGUCUCUCAGAGGAGGAAGCCCCAGACGCCCGGCCCCUGCCCUCCUCCCAGCCCAGCUGGAGAGCGUCCUCUCUGGACAGUCCCGGAGCCACGACAGAGCCUCCUGCCGGUCCGAGAGAGUACCUGCUGGACCCUCCAGGCAUCACCUGUGGAGCAGAGGAGAAGUGGGUUGAGAGUGACUUGGCAUUGAGUGGAGAAGAAGAUGGAGUCCAUGAGAGCCUGGAGGAGGAGAGCUCCUUCUUACAGGAAGUGCUGAGCUCCCUGAAGACUCCCCUCGCGUCCUGCUCGCUGACGAAUGAAGGAGUCGUCCUGGAGAUAAAGGAGGAGGUGAAGGAACAGGAAAGGGAAGAUGUCAAGAUAGAAGAAGGAGAGGAGGUGAAAGAGCCUGUUGGCUAUCAGGCUCCUCCUACCCUCUCCCUCAUGCCACAUCAGAACACAGAGGAAGAGGAAGGGGAAGAGGUUUCCACUCUGAGCACUGCUUCUUUUGAAGAUGUUGAAGAAGAUGAGAGAGUUGAAGAUAGUGAAGGAGAAGCAGCAGACGAAGAGGAGCAAGUGGUGGAACAAUUCAGACAACAUGGUCAAGAAGAGGACGGAGAGAAAGAGGUAGAGGAAGUCAAACCAGAGGAACAAAAUGAUAUGCCUACAGGAAACACCGUCAACCAGGCAGAGGAGGACGGACGAGAAGAGGAAGAGAGUGAGGGAGAGGAGGAGGCGAUAGAGCUGGAGAAGGAGCCAGAGGUGGAGGAGGAGGGACGGGAGAAGAGGGAAGAGGAAGAGGUGGAGGUGAAGGAAGCAGAGGAGAGAGUAGAGGAGGCAGAGGAAGCGAUAGAAGAAGAGAGGGACAAUGCAGAAGAGAUGACGGAGACGUUUCCUGACACAGCGGAUGAAGAAGUUACCGUACUACUGCAGGAGGAAGAUGAGGGUUUAGAUGUUGUGACUGGAGAUGAUGAUGAAACAGAACUGGGUGAUCAGGUGUUUGCUGCAGUGCAUGAGAGUCAAGCAGCUUCCAAUCUUGCAGAGGAGAGGGAAGAUGGAGAAGAGAAGGUGGAGGAAGGUGUAGAGAUUGACCAUAAAAGAAAAUCAGAACAAGAGGAAGACGGUGAAGCAGAUCAAAGUGGUCAAAAUCUACAGCAGGAAGGUGAAGAAACAUCCCAUUUAGACAUUAAGCAAGUGGAAAAAGAAGCCCAAGAACAAGCUAAUGUUGCCUCCAAGCCUUCUUUGUCUCUUUUAGAGUUGCAUGCUGAGACUCCGUCACAAGAGAGUAGAACCAGCUCUCCCAGUAAGACCGGCACCACCACCCUCCACAUAAAUCUACUCUCUCCGAGCUCCGAGAAAGCAACAUCUUUCUUCCCACAGUCCCCAACUGCUGAACAGCCCAUAGAAAGUGAGACGUCCUGUCAUGCUGAAAAGCUAAAUACAGCAUCCACAGAAGAAGAAGAAGAAGAAGAAGAAGAAGAAGAAGAAGAAGAAGAAGAAGAAGAAGAAGAAGAAGAAGAAGAAGAAGAACCAGCUGACAAUGUGGAAAUGGUAGAAGAAGAAAAACAGUCAGCCCCGGAGGGAGAAGCUACGCCUCCUGCCUCCGUGGAAGAAGAGGUUAACCGGCCGUCCAGCAAAACCCUCUUCACCAUCGCCCCCGCCUGGCAGAGGUCGCUCUCUGUCGGGGACGCAGACGAGAGCUCGACCCCUCCCGCCUCCCCACCCGCAUGUGUCUCCUCUUCACCGGCCGCCGUCACAGGACCCGGAGGUGUGGAGGCUACAACUACAAAAGGGAAAGCAGAGCCAGCGAGUUUGGCAAAGGUUGAAGUGGUGUUGAGCCCGGGUAGAGCGUGGGAUGCAGGGAUCACCACCGCACCGUCUCCAUCAUCCAUUCAUCAAACCUCAGCUACUGCAAGCACAGAAGGGAGCUCCGUCGUAGUGGAGGGAAACACCGACAAUCCGUUUGGAGUCCGGCUGAGGAAGACGUCAGCUCUGCAUCGCUUCAGCUCGGACGAGGAAAACACAGAGCCUCAUACCGAGUCUCCAGCUCAGCCAACCAGCUGUAGAGUUGACUCCCCGCAGCCAAUCAGUGUAAAGCCCUCCAUAAGUCAGCCAGUCAGCAACAAGCCCGCCCUCCCUAAGAAACCAGAUGUAGACGGAGACAGUGGAGGGAAAAACAAGCGCAUGACAGACCCAGCUGCAGCUCGUGGUGUUUCUGGUGGAUCUGAUUCUCCCAGCUGGAUCUCUGUGGCCAAACAGAAACAGAAGAUCUAUAAAGAAAACUCACUCGAUGAGGUUUCUGUCAGGAAGGAGGAACCAGAGAGGAAGAGUUCGCUGCCAAUGUAUGUCAACUCAGCUGCAAGCAGGGAACACAGCAACAAAACAGCUGAGUCCACCGGCAAAGUGGGUCCAUUGGAGAUCAGUAAGCCUUCUGCGUCUGCAGAGAAGGAGGUCAGGAAGGUUCUCUGUCAUCCAACUCCGGUGCCAGCUCAACCUCCUAAAUCCCAGCCUCUCCCCUGCCCCGUCCCUCCAAAACCCUUCCAUCUUCCCCCUGCCAUCACCAAUCACCCCCCCCAACCUAACUCACCCCAAAGAUCUCUGUCGACCCCAAUUCCGAUUGCGAUUUCUGUUCCCCAAAAAUCUCCCUCUUGCACAAGCUCGCCAUCACCCAUCAAAAUUGCCCCCUCAUCCAAGACACACCAGCCUCACGACACGACACUUACCUCCCCUACCUUUUCAUUGAGAACCACCUCGGAAAAGUCUGGUUCGAGAGCGCCGGGGCUUUCCAGCCAGACCCCGGCCUCCCAGCGAGGCCUGCCUCCCCCGGCCCUGCCCCAGGAUGAGCCUCCCUGGAUGGCAAUGGCCAAGAAGAAGGCCAAAGCCUGGAGCGAGAUGCCCCAGAUUGUCCAGUGACGGCACAGGUUUUAGUAAGAUCUUGUACAUAGGCCCAAUCUGGUCAAAUCUGCAAGAGGGUGGAAGUGGGUCGAGAGUCUGGAUGGACCACAAUGCAUUUGCACACAAAGAGUUGUUGUUUUCUUACUUCCUGGUUUCUAUCCUACAGACAGGCUCCGUCUAACUCCUUCUUUCUUUAUGUUGUACAUUCAUCUUUUCUAAACGACAGGGUAGGACCCCAAACGUUAAUGCGUCUUACUUGAAGUGGAUUCAUAUUUUUUCAACAGUCUUAGUAUGUUACAAUGUGCCUGAAUGAGAGGAAAUACCUCUCACAGCAGAAAAUAUAAAUGUUCAUCUAAAGUAUGAUUUCACCCGAUAUCACUAAAUAUUUCAGGGAUGAUAAAAUUAUUUUAUAAAGAGGAUAAAAAAAAAGUGAUGAUAAAGAGACGAAGACAAAAAUCUUUCAGUCAGUCUCAGUUUGUGCGUGUGUGUGUGUGUGUGUGUGUGUGUGUGUGUGUGUGUGUGUGUGCGUGUGUUUAUUUUAAAGCAGUUUUACAUGCUCACACUUUGAGGAAUGUGGAAAAUAUUGUGAACAGAGCGUAAAAUGGGAUAACAUCCAUGUUGGGCUGGAGAAGGAUUUGCUGAACUAACUGCUGAUCCGUGUUUCUUCAAUCUGCUGUCUGUGCAUCAGGUUCUUUAGGCAAAUAUAUUCCUUCUAACACGAUCCACUGACACUACACUAAUGUUUGCUGUGUUAGCGAGUGCUGAGUGUGUCUGACAUGUUGCAGGUCGUUCAAUGUAAAUUAUAUUUUUAAUUUUCUCUUUUGAUAAUUUGAAUACAUAACUUACACAGUUGUCUGUCGGCAUCUUAAACAAAUCUAUCUUCUCCAAAAAUCUGUGCAGGAAUCAAGGAAAUUAUCACAAUUACAAUGUGUUUUUAAUACUUUUCAGUGCUUCAUGUUGGCAGCGUGUUGCGGGUGCUUAUGAAACAUUUUCUAAUCCCAACCAAAAACAUGUAAAUGAAACAGAAAUCCAAACACUGCUGAUUAAUAACUUGGAGAUUGAUUUUUCUGCCGGAUGCAUCACUAAAGGAAGUUUCACGGCUGAAAGCUUCCUUUCCAUCCAUUAAAUCCAUCUAUCUCACAGUAACUAUAUGUUUUAUGCAUUUGGUUUUAUUUUGUAUUGCCUUUUGAGAAUUUGUAUUGUACAUAACAUGUGCAGUAAAGAACAAAUGAAAUCAGU